UUUUUUUGUGUGUAAAACUCCAAGAGGAAAACAUAACGCCUAUGUGUUCCUACACAGCCAAAUAACCCCCCGCCCCACCCAAAAAAAAAAAAGAAAAACCCAAACGGCCCUCAGAGAGACAACAUGUCGUACGGUCAAGGAGACGGUUAUCGCCCAGCCCCUCGGGACUUCACGAGCCUCAUCCAAACAUGCAGCUCCAAUAUUCAGAAGAUCACACAAAACACUGCUCAGAUCAAAAAUAUGGUGAGCCAGUUGGGGACCAGGCAGGACAACAGUGAACUUCAGGAUCGGCUGCAGCAGAUACAACACUACACUAACCAGCUUGCAAAAGAAACCAACAAGCACCUGAAGGAGUUGGGCUCAGUUGCUCUGCCAACAUCACCCUCAGAGCAAAGGCAGCAGAAGAUUCAGAGGGAACGGCUGAUGAAUGAUUUCUCCGCUGCUCUCAACAACUUCCAAGCAGUCCAGAGGCGUGCAGCGGAGAAGGAGAAGGAGUCAGUAGCCCGGGCAAGAGCUGGAUCCCGCCUUUCAGCCGAUGACAGUGUACGAGAUGAAAAGCUUGUGUCUUUCGAAAAUCAGGAUGACUGGGGUCAAAUGACCACUCAGACAGAGGAGGCGGCCAUCACCGAGGAGGACCUGGAACUUAUUAAGGAGAGAGAAACCAACAUCAGACAGCUGGAGUCGGACAUAAUGGAUGUGAACCAGAUUUUUAAGGACCUCGCAGUGAUGAUCCAUGACCAAGGAGAGAUGAUUGAUAGUAUCGAGGCAAAUGUGGAGAAUGCUGAAGUCCAUGUAGAGCGAGGAGCAGAACAACUGCAGAGAGCCGCCUAUUACCAACAAAAGUCCCGGAAGAAGAUGUGCAUCCUGGCAUUAGUUUGCUCCAUUGCGCUGGUCAUUCUUGGCAUCAUCAUCUGGCAAGUGUCCAAGUGACUUCACUCCACGCUAAUUGCGUCAUUGUUAUUACUACGUUUUACUCAGUCCUCCUCCCACCUGAAAAUACCUGCUUGGCAGAAGAAGAGCAGAUAGAUACUGCUCACUUCAUCAGGCUCACAGGCAUAGAUUAGAGCAGAGCUGAAUUGACUACGGAUGUUUUUGUUUUUUCCUUUUUCUUUUUCUUUUUUAAAAUAGCAGCACACAUUUGAACCGCGAUUUAAGAGGAACUGUGGUGGCGUAGGGGAUUGAUGUAUUGUUUUCCUUUUCUGCACUAACACUGUCACUGUAUUUAGAAUGUGCAAUUAUUGCAAUUAGCAGACCAAACAAGGCAGGAAUAUAAAAGACGAUUGUGAUUUUUAGGGGCUGUGUGUAUUAUUAUUUUGAUCCUUUCCUAUUGUGGCACCUCAUGGAAAAAGUGUUUAUUGCACAGUUGAAGUGUUAAGUGAGCAAGCCAGUAAUAAAGACUACUGAAAGCUGGCUGGGGCCUUAGAUGAAAUUAUAACCACACAUGACUAGGAUGACUUCAAGUGGCGAUUGUAGUCUAACUGUUGUAUACAUGUCUUAACAGAAAACCAGUACAUCCAUAUUUGUAAAUAUUACACUGUUCUGCAUUAUAGCCUGCCGUAUACAGUAUAUCUUGAAAAAGCAAACCCUGCCCGAAGAAGCAUUUGAAUUGAUUUAUAUGACUCAUGUAUGUAAUAAAUGUCUUGAUUACAAUA
Molecule: messenger RNA, 1652 nt
Organism: Phycodurus eques (leafy seadragon)
Lineage: Eukaryota; Metazoa; Chordata; Actinopteri; Syngnathiformes; Syngnathidae
Gene: stx12
Product: syntaxin 12
Exons: 10
Coding region: 124-930 (268 amino acids)
Biological process (GO): vesicle-mediated transport; vesicle fusion; intracellular protein transport
Cellular component (GO): synaptic vesicle membrane; synaptic vesicle; endomembrane system
Molecular function (GO): SNAP receptor activity; SNARE binding
Source: RefSeq, a predicted model, not a curated record